CCCACCCAACUCCCCUCCUUAGGGUACCCCCAAAAAACCCUCCCACGGGGAGCCUGGGGGGGCUGCUGCCUCCAUCCCUCAGUGUCCCAGUGCCACCAGUCAGCCCAGGUGGUUUCCAGCUGCCGGGCGGCACCGCAGGCAGCGGAAUGCGGUCGGGGCAGGGGAGGCAGCCGGGAGCGUCACCACGUCACCGGUGUGGGGAAGCCCUCGCCGCAGCCGGAUGGGGCGGGUGGCUGCUGGGAGACAGCCUGAAGUGCUCCUGUGCCUAAACCACGACAGCAUGUCUACAGAAAAACUCAAGCACCACAAGAUCAUCUUUGUGGUGGGUGGCCCCGGCUCGGGGAAAGGGACCCAGUGUGAGAAGAUCGUGCAGAAGUAUGGCUACACCCACCUGUCCACGGGGGACCUGCUGCGGGCAGAGGUCAGCUCGGGCUCAGAGCGGGGCAAGAAGCUGCAGGCCAUCAUGGAGAAGGGCGAGCUCGUGCCCCUGGACACGGUGCUGGACAUGCUGCGGGACGCCAUGGUGGCCAAAGCCGACGUGUCCAAGGGCUUCCUCAUCGACGGCUACCCCCGUGAGGUGAAGCAGGGAGAGGAAUUUGAGAAGAAGAUCGCUCCCCCCACGCUGCUGCUCUACGUGGACGCCGGGAAGGAGACGAUGGUGAAACGGCUGCUGAAGCGAGGGGAGACCAGCGGGCGGGUGGAUGACAACGAGGAGACCAUCAAGAAACGUUUAGAGACCUACUACAAGGCCACUGAGCCCGUCAUCACCUUCUACAAGAGCAGAGGCAUCGUCCGCCAGCUCAACGCCGAGGGCUCCGUGGAGGAGGUUUUCCAGCAGGUCUGCUCCCACCUCGACCGCCUGUAGGCGCCCCCGGCCCCGCUGCCCCGGCGGCUCCGGCAGAGACAGCGGAAGCGGCUUUAUCCUGUUUUCGUGGAUGGAGCCGCGCGGAGGAAAUUUCAAGGACAUUGUGUUUGGCUCUUUCCCGUCUCUCCCCCCCCAACACCAAGUAAAGUUCACUUUAAUGA
Molecule: messenger RNA, 1026 nt
Organism: Colius striatus (speckled mousebird)
Lineage: Eukaryota; Metazoa; Chordata; Aves; Coliiformes; Coliidae
Gene: AK1
Product: adenylate kinase 1
Exons: 7
Coding region: 221-865 (214 amino acids)
Biological process (GO): ATP metabolic process; nucleoside triphosphate biosynthetic process
Cellular component (GO): cytoplasm; cytosol
Molecular function (GO): nucleoside diphosphate kinase activity; ATP binding; AMP kinase activity
Source: RefSeq, a predicted model, not a curated record